GAGAGAUUAAUGUUUGCGCAUCGACGUGAAGAUACUUACCGGUAAGAAGCUAAUGCUUAGAUUUCAUUGAAGACGACGAAGCAGGCGCCAUGGAUGCGCAUUGAAGCCGAUGCUGCUGCGAGACCCUUUGUCACGCUGCUAUUAGGAUGAUCUCUGGUCCCUCUCAUGGACCUGCCCCGUAAGAAUCAGGUUUCUCUGAGGGGAGCGAGUGCGAGGGAGAUUACGAGGGAUGCUCUCCUCGAGAAGGUCUCACAGGAGAGAGAGCUCCGGAGCUAUGUCAGGCGGGCUAAUGCAGCAGCCCUUUUCAUUCAGAGAGUCUGGAGGCGCUACAUUGUGACAAGAAAAACGGCCUUACGGAUUCAAGAAGAAUGGGAUAUCUUGCUGAAUCAGUACUCCAGUUCAAUCAGUGCAACUUGGAUAUCCAACAGCCUUUUGAGACCAUUUCUCUUCUUUAUAACGCGUUUAUUGACUCAGAAUGGAAGAAUUCAAAUGAGAGAAUCAGCCUGCAUGCAGAAUUGUUUUAAGAUUAUAUUGGAGAGCAUAAACUCACCUGAUCCAAGGAGGAACUUUUGCUCUUUGGCAGUCGGUUCUCUAGAAGAGAGGAGAAUCUGGACUUAUCAAGCAAAGAAUUUGAUUACUCUUUGCACGUCCAUUCUGGCAGUAUAUGAUAAAUCUGAUCCUGCUAUUCUUGUCCUGACCUCUUUAGCAAUGCGACUUCUUGUGGCAUUAACUGACUCGAAAGGAUGGAAGAUGGCUGCUGAUAGUGAUCGUUCUGCUGCAGAUAUGGCUUCUAAAAAUUUAGUAUUGUUUCUGGGAAGUGAAAGUGGCUUUUAUGUCUCUACCAGAAAGUACAUCAUGAAAUUGGAUUUUCCCUUGCCAUUACAGAAAAAUGUUACAAUGCAGACAGAUGACAGGUUCUUGAUCACAGCAAGCAUGAUAACUUUAGCUCUGCGGCCAUUCCAUGUCAUCUUCUCUGAUGUAUAUAAUUCUGCACUUGAGGACAUGCAUCGUGUUACUAAAUGCUAUAUUUUGUCCCUCCUUACGGUUCCUUGGCUUGUCCAACGUUUACCGGCCAUUCUUGUGCCUGCUCUGAAGCAUAUAUCUGUACUAUCUCCAUGCUUCCAGACUCUACAGACUUUUGGAGGGGAAAUUUUAACAGAAUCAUCAAAAUCGGAACAUCCAGAAGGGCUUUGUCGCCACAAGGCAAUUCCCCCGGUGGGGUGGGUUCUAGCCAAUAUUAUAUGCCUGAUGGUGGGGAAUGAGAAUGGCUCUUUAGAUGCUAAGUUAUUCAACCAGGGUAUGGCUUAUGCAUCAUAUGUUCGAGUUGUAAUAACUCUCGCUGAAAUCCUUUUCAUUUGGCUCGAGAACUCUGGAAUAGUCAGAGAUGAAAAUCAGGAACUGGAGUGUAACUGUGAGACUUCAUUGGAUCCAACUCAUACAGCUUUCCCUGAAACAGAAACUACAUGUGGGAUUCUGAAUAUGUCCUUCGUGGACCUAUUUAAACCUCUUUGUCAGCGGUCUCAUCUGACAGAAUUAUUGGCUAACCUGAAGGAGUCUACUGAUGCGGCAGAGAUGGGACCCAGAAAGAAUCUCGAUAAGUUGGGGACGUUGGAACUGAUUGACAUUGCAUAUUUUUAUUCUUAUAUGGUCAGAAUAUUCUCCGUCUUUAAUCCCCAUUUUGGAUCAUUACCAGUCCUUAAUAUGCUGUCUUUCACUCCGACACUUCUUCUUAGUCUAUGGCGGGUUCUUGAAAGUUAUCUCUUUGGCAUCGAUUCCCCAGAAGGAAACUGUUUCUCUUUGAGCAAUUCUUUGGGGAACAAAAAGGAUGAUGCUUUGGUGGAGAAACAUAAACAGUCGAUGAAGGGCGGAGUUAGCAAGUGGAGCUCAGUCCUACACAAAAUUACUGGCAAGUCGCAGCCCGGUGUUGAUUACAAUCAUACAGAUUCAACCGAUUACGCAGCGAGCAGCAUGCAGAUUGACGAACAUCAUUCUGAUGAAUGGGAUGUACAGCUCUUGAGAUGUGGUCCACAGGGUAUUCCAAGAGACAUGGCUUGUCUGCUUUUUCUGUUCUUUGCCGCCUAUUCACAUCUGCUACUAGUUCUCGAUGACAUUGAAUUCUAUGAAAAACAGGUUCCGUUCACACUAGAGCAGCAGCGGAGAAUUACGUCAGCACUCAACACACUAGUAUAUAACAGCUUGUCCAGAGGAAGUCUUAGACAAAAUAAACACCUCAUGGAGUGUGCAAUUAAAUGCUUGCAUAUGAUGUAUGAAAGAGAUUGCAGGCACCAGUUUUGUCCCCCAGCAUUGUGGUUAUCUCCGGCAUCUCAGAGCCGUCUUCCUAUUGCCGUAGCCGCCCGAAUGCAUGAAGUUCUGUUGACAAAAUCAGAUGAUCCCUUGCCAGACUCAAGCAUGGGCUCAGUCAUCACCACUAUGCCACAUGUUUAUCCAUUUGAAGAGAGAGUUGAGAUGUUCAGAGAGUUUGUAAAGAUGGACAAAGUUUCCAGAGCAAUGGCCGGUGAGCAUACUGGGCCCAGUUCACGGAAAGUUGAGAUAGUUGUUCGGAGGGGCCAUGUUGUGGAAGAUGGGUUUAGGCAACUAAACUCGCUGGGGUCGCGGCUGAAAUCAUCGAUCCAUGUAUCCUUUGUUAGUGAAUGUGGCCUUCCCGAGGCUGGUCUGGACUACGGAGGACUUUCCAAGGAGUUCUUAACUGAUCUCUCGAAAGCUGCCUUUUCACCUGAGUAUGGUUUGUUCUGUCAAACCUCAACUGUCGAUCGACUAUUGAUCCCAAAUCCAUCUGCAAAAUAUCUAGAAAAUGGAUUACAGAUGAUUGAAUUUCUUGGGAGGAUUGUGGGCAAAGCUCUAUAUGAAGGUUUCCUGUUGGAUUACUCCUUCUCACACGUGUUUGUCCAAAAGCUGUUGGGCAGAUACAGCUUUCUUGAUGAGCUAUCAACCCUCGAUCCUGAGAUGUAUAGGAAUCUUAUGUAUGUCAAGCAUUAUGAAGGUGAUGUGAAGGAACUGGCGCUGGAUUUCACAGUUACUGAAGAAUUUUUGGGUAAACGGUACCUUGUUGAACUAAAACCUGGGGGCAAGGAUGCUUCCGUGGCAAACGAAAACAAGAUGCAGUAUGUUCAUGCUAUUGCAGAUUACAAACUUAACAGACAGAUAUUGCCUUUUGCAAAUGCAUUCUACAGAGGUAUGACUGAUCUCAUUUCACCAUCUUGGCUGAAGCUGUUUAAUGCAAAUGAAUUCAACCAGUUGCUUUCAGGUGGGAAACAUGAUAUUGAUGUUGAUGACUUAAGAAAUAAUACACAGUAUUCUGGUGGUUAUUCCGAGGGAAGCCGGACCGUCAAACUCUUCUGGGAGGUUAUGCAAAAUUUUGAGCCAAGAGAACGCUGUAUGCUUCUAAAGUUUGUGACCAGUUGUUCUCGAGCUCCCUUACUCGGGUUCAAAUACUUGCAGCCACCCUUUACUAUUCAUAAGGUUGCUUGUGAUGUCCCUCUUUGGGCGAGUAUUGGCGGACAGGAUGUGGACCGACUUCCCUCAGCUUCCACAUGCUACAAUACCCUGAAGCUGCCAACAUACAAGCGUGCCAGCACUCUGAGAGCUAAGCUUCUCUAUGCAAUCAGUAGCAACGCCGGAUUUGAACUUUCAUAGCAUUUCAGGCAUACUAUUAUCAGGUUUUGUGACCAUAUCGAGAAGAGGCUGGUAUAUAUCGAAGAUGACAAGUUUGAGACCGGAUAGCUUAGCCUUUAAGCUCUGAGAUAUGCUGUUGAGCUUAUUAUUGAACGAGACCGCGUCUUGAUUUAAUCUUGCGAUGCACUGAUUGCUUCCCAACCCAAAGAGUGUGAUUGCUGCAGGCAGACAUCCCAGUGGAGGCAGACUUGUCACCCCGACCUUCCUUGCUCCGAGUCCAUACAAAUUCUGUCAAGACAUGGGUUGGGAGUCAGGACCAGGUCAGUGUGCGGCAAAACUCAUUGGUUGGAUUUCACAAUUCUGUAUAGAUUAAGAUUAUUUUGUAGAUUGGUUUGCAGUUCGAGUGGACAUUGCUACUGUAUAUAUGAAACAGAAUGUGCAGUGUGGCAUAUGAUAUGAAUCUAUUGGGUUUCUGGGGGAAGAAGUUAAAAGUGAGUGAAUUGGAAUGAGGAAAGAGUUUUUCUGCAAUAAUCAAGUACAUGUUAUUAUUCUAGUAAA
Molecule: messenger RNA, 4191 nt
Organism: Punica granatum (pomegranate)
Lineage: Eukaryota; Viridiplantae; Streptophyta; Magnoliopsida; Myrtales; Lythraceae
Source: RefSeq, a predicted model, not a curated record